Messenger RNA from Ustilaginoidea virens, 1680 nucleotides. RefSeq lists its product as uncharacterized. The record is from RefSeq and is a predicted model, not a curated record. The coding region runs from base 1 to 1680 and encodes 559 amino acids. The transcript has 2 exons. Lineage: Eukaryota; Fungi; Ascomycota; Sordariomycetes; Hypocreales; Clavicipitaceae.
AUGGCUUCCGUCUACAGGCAGUUUCUGGCUUCUUCUAGCUCCUCAUUGCUUGCAGAAAAGGCAUCUUUGCACUAUGUUACUACCGCAACCUCCAUCUACGGAGCCACUGAGAUCAUCAAACACCUCAACAGCCUUCAGAAGCAGGUCAAGAUCAAGAAGCAGGAGUUUCUGAACGUGGUCGACGGCCACUCGGUUGUUGUUGCCGAAGUUGAGACCGCCCUCGAGUUCCAGACGAGUGGCGGUGCUUAUUUGCCUGGUCUGGAUGACAACUUCCUCUCCGACAGAGUUGCGUACUUGGCGAUUAUCCAUGUCGUGACUUUCGACAAGGGAGGCAAGAUCCUUCAAAUCCGCCAACAAUGGGACCAGGCCUCCGUGCUCAAGCAGUUGGAGAUUAUCGGAAAGACUGGUCGCAACUGGCCCAUCAAGGAUAGCAGAGAGCAGCUUACUUUGAUCCAUUCCUGCCUCAAGUCGGCUGGCAUCGCUUGCCCCCAGGCCGACAGCCACAACGACGUGGUUGUCCGAAUUCGUGGCGAGUCCAGCAAUGCCAUCCGCGACCCUCACGCUUCCUUGCAGUUGUUUGGAAACAGGGAAGAGCUCGAGUCCGCCCAGGGUGACGCGGUCGUUUCGCCUUAUGCGGGUCGUCAACGACGAAGCGAGCGCUCUUUCGCCGACAUUCUGGGCGACGACCCGUCGGGUGAGCAUUACGACGGUGGACGCAGUCAUCAUCGAUCGACAUCUCCAAGCAAAGCGGGCCAGGGGAAGAAUGUCCAACCCAUGCGCAUCUUUGACGGCCAGGAACUCGUUGGAGAAGAAGAAGAGGAGGAGGCGACCAAGAAGAAAUCCAGCUUCAUCCGUCCGAACCCCCAAAAGUACAACCACUUUGAGUUCACGGACGGAUCAGACCCCCAGGACCGACCCAAGCCCGGGGUGGAUUUGGAGAACCGGCCGAGAUCGAAACAUGACAGCCAAUGGGACUUUAAGGAUUUCACCACUCCCAGCAAGCCUCAACCGACCAAGACGUACCACCGAACACAGGAUGUCCGUCAUUGGGACACUGAGGCUGCUAUCGACACGGAAGACGGGUCCACGCAGCACCCUCGCAAGGGCCGUCGUGAUGCCGAGACUCACUUUGAGCUUCAAGACGAUGGCGACAGACUGUCGCACCAGGACCGCGCGAAUGCUCGCCCGAGGGGUUCCAUGCAGAACGACAACCUCGGUCUCUACAAGAACAAGCUCUUUGACCACGAGGGCGCUACGCCCGAAGCCAAGCGCGCGCUUGGAAACAUUACCAACCUCGGAGGUCGCGGGAAAGAUUUCGAUCCCCAUUUCGCCAUGGUUGACGAGUCUCCCGCCCCGGCAGCUCCACGAAACCAACAUGUUCCAGAGGCCCGCAUGAAGGCUGUCAAGAUGAUGGACGCCAACUGGUCAGCGUAUGACCAAUCCCCAACCAGCCAAAAGGAGAACCAGAAGGAGAGCCAGAAGGAGAAUCAGCAGCGUGGAGAAGGUCGUUUCUUGGAAGACAACAAAAUCAACAUUGCCGGUGACGGCAUGGGCGGACGAAAGGGAACGAACCGUGACUGGCUAUACGGUGGAGGUGACGACGACACACCCAAGCCUACUUCACGAAAGGCGAAUCCCAAGGCUGCACAGGCCUCUCAGAAGAACUUUUGGGAUUUUUGA